This is a messenger RNA of Pungitius pungitius (ninespine stickleback), 2820 nucleotides long. RefSeq names its product centrosomal protein 112 (gene cep112). The transcript is spliced from 26 exons. The record is from RefSeq and is a predicted model, not a curated record. The coding region runs from base 79 to 2820 and encodes 913 amino acids. NCBI's taxonomy places the organism in Eukaryota, Metazoa, Chordata, Actinopteri, Perciformes, Gasterosteidae.
AACCGGAUGUGGCGUAAAGUGGGGAUCGCUGAAAGUUUUGAACCAUUUUGAGCGGCUAAAUCCGUGCUCAAAGACACCAUGAGCAGACACCAACACUCGUGGGAGCGGCUGGAUGCAGAGUUUGACCAUUUCCUGUUGGACAUGAAGCCGUAUGUCCUCAAACACCCCAGCAAGACAGAGCGCCAGCGAUGUGCAGUGUGGGUAAAGAAGCUGUGUGACCCGGCCUCGUGUGGCUCGGGUGUGACGGGUCGUAAGAACCGCAACGCGCACGCCCGGCUGCUCCUUCACAUGCUCAAGAGAGGCGUCCUAGAGAGGCCCUUCACCAGCAAACCCGAGCCCGGCGGCCUCAAGGCGCUGCCCACUUACGUGUCGAUCUACUUUGAGGAACCACUAAGAGGCGGAUCAGAGGAGCACUGCAACGCAGGUCUGCCCGACUGGGUGACGGGGGAGCUGGGGGGCUACACUGAUGACAGUUUGACCGCCAGCCUGCUUAAGGACCGAGUCAGUUCCACCCCCAUCGCAGCUCACCACAGGAGACAACUGUACGAGGACAGGACUCCACCGGGGCCGGUGUCCUCCGGUCCACACCAGCGGUCACAGAGACACGACGCCAGGAGGGUGGAUGCAGAGCUGAAGGCAGAUGCGUCUCCCGAUGACAGUGACCUGGAGGCUCGUCUCAACAGCUGGAACUUGGGGAUUGAAAGCCCCAGGUAUUUGCGAGGGAACCCCAUCCCCUUCUCUCCGAUUUCCAAGCCGGGUCUUGGGGGGAACGGCGCCCUGGCGGCCGACCGGGGCCCCCAGCCCGCACACGGCGAGGAGGCGUACAGCACUACUGAGAUGGCCAUUAAACUUCUGGAGUCCAAGCACCAGGAGGAGAAGUUGAAGCUGCAACAAAGACACGAUGCAGAUGUUGAGAAAAUUCUGGACCGAAAGAAUGCCGAGAUCGAGGAGACUAAGAGCCUUCAUCGGGCCAAGCAGAAAGAGUCUGAGGAGAUGAUCCGUAAGCUGGAGAGGAAAGUUCAGAGUGUGACGCGGGAGUCCCAGGCGGUCUGCGAGAGCAAAGAGAAGCAGAUCGCUGAGCUGAAGAAGAUGUCGGAUCAGAGCACCGACUCCCUGAGAAACGAGUGGGAGAAGAAGCUGCACGCCGCCGUGACCGAGAUGGAGCAGGACAAGUUCAAGUUGCAAAAGAAGCACACUGAGAACAUCCAGGAGCUGCUGGAGGACACCAACCUCCGGCUGGCGCAGAUGGAGGCCGAGUAUAUCGCCCGGUCCCGGGCAGCAGAGCAGACGCAGCGGGCGCUGGAGCUGCGGGUGAAGCAGCAGUCCGCCGAGGUGGAGAAGGGCAACGCGCUGCGCCAACGGAUGACUCGGGAGAAGGCCCAGUUGGAGACUCACGUCGUAUCCAUCAGCACCGAGCUGCAGGAGGCCAACAGACGAAACACGGUGCUGCAGAAGGAGAAGGAGCAGCACGAGCAGGAGCUCCGAGUCCAACAUGAGACCCAACUGAGCCACUUGCAUCAGGAACACGAUCUGUCCGCUGCUAAGUCCUCUGAGGUGAUGGGGGACUUGGAGAAAACGAUAGCUGCACUCAAGCAGCAGCUCUUGGACGUUCAAAAUCAAAGCCACCAACAAGUCAAGGAUCAAGAGACAAGGUUUCACCAGGAAACGGACGAAGUGCGGAUCGACUGUGAGAAAAAGGUUUUGGCAAUCCAAAAUGAAGCCGAGAACGAGAGAACCGAAGCGACGAGGAAGAUAGCCAAACUAGAAGAUGCUCUCAGGGAGAUGGAGAGCCAGCUGGACCGAGCCAGAGAGAGCCAAAGGCAGCAGAUCCAGCAGGCGGACGCGGCCCUGGAGCAGUUCAGGAAGCAGGUGGAGCUCAGCGCUGAGAAGACCUACGCGGACAUGAAUCUCCAGAUGGAGAAGGUGGAGGAGGACCUGAUCCGGUCCAAGUCCCUGAGGGAGAAGCAGGCCAAGGAGUUCUCCCAGCAGCUCGAUGCACUCAGGCAGAAAUACGAGCAGCAGAUGGCUGAGCAGCGCGUGCAGCACGAGCAGGAGAGGACGCGGCUCCAGCAGCAGCACAGCGCAGAAAAGGACAUCCUGGUCCAGGAGCGCCAGUGGGAGGUGGGCAGCCUGGAGAGGCAGGCCAAGGCGGCGCUGCAGCAGCACCAACAGCACAGCCAGGAGUGGAGGAAGCGCGAUGGUCAGACGAUAGCCGAUCUGGGGGCCCAGUUGUCCGGUCUCCGCGAUGAACUCCAAGAGGCCCAGGCGCAGCACAAGCGGCAACUGGCCGAGGCGGCGCUAUUCCGCGAGGAGGAACAGCGGGCGGCGUUCCUGGACAAGGAGGCGUCCCUGGACCGGCUGCGCGCCGACAUGGAGCGCGUCCGCGCCGACCUCGAGGAAAGCCACCGGCAGGAGAGGGACGCUGCUCAGGAGAAGAGCGACAGCCGGUUGAAGCAGAUUGAGAGAGAGUACGGUCAGAAGCUCGCCAAGUCUGCACAGCUGAUUGCGCAGCUACAGACCUCCGUGUGUGACUCGAAGGACGAGGCCGUUGGGCUGCAGCAGGCCACGGAGAAGCGGCUGAAGGAGUCCAGCGUUCUAUGGGACGAGGAGAGGAGGACGAUGAUCCAGCACGCCGACCGGGCCAACAAGGUGACAGCGGUGCGUCAGGAGUGCGAGGAGAAGAUCAAAGGCCUGAUGCCGGCGGCGCUCCGACAGGAACUGGAGGACACCAUCGCCUCUCUGAAGGCUCAGGUCAACUUCCUCCAGAAGAGAGCCUCUGUGCUACAGGAAGACCUGGAUGCCUGUCGCAGCAGGAGGUGA